Messenger RNA from Acanthisitta chloris (rifleman), 309 nucleotides. Its product is annotated as feather keratin 1-like. Lineage: Eukaryota; Metazoa; Chordata; Aves; Passeriformes; Acanthisittidae. Gene Ontology annotation, molecular function: structural constituent of cytoskeleton. Bases 1 to 309 code for a protein of 102 amino acids. The transcript has a single exon. The record is from RefSeq and is a predicted model, not a curated record. Gene Ontology annotation, cellular component: intermediate filament.
AUGUCCUGCUACGACCUGUGUUCUCCCACCUCCUGUGGCCCAACCCCUCUGGCCAACAGCUGCAAUGAGCCCUGUGUCAGGCAGUGCCAGGACUCCACUGUCUACAUCCAGCCCUCCCCAGUGGUGGUGACCCUGCCCGGCCCCAUCCUCAGCUCCUUCCCACAGAACACCGUGGUGGGCUCCUCCACCUCCGCUGCUGUUGGCAGCAUCCUCAGCUCUGAGGGAGUGCCCAUCAACUCCGGGGGCUUUGGCCUCUCUGGCUUGGGCUUGGGCAGUGGCUACUGUGGCAGGAGUUGUCUCCCCUGCUAA